AUGUCGGUCCAUGAAGCUGACAGCUUUCUCCGGGAGCUUGUCUCGGCCCCCACACGGACGCCCACCCUCGUCGCGACGAUCUUCUUGAUCCUGCUCUUGUUGAUCCUUGGUGCGCCGCGCCGCUACCUGGAUGAUGACAAAGUUCACCCCGGCCUCGAGAUCGUGGGCAUGCGGCCCGGGGACACCGUCUCGCAGGCUAAACAGCGCUACGCCGAACACUCCAGAUCGAUCCUGGAUGAGGCGACCGCAAAGGCAUGCUACAGCCGCCGUUGCUCGCAAGAAAUGCUCUUCGUUCUCCGAAAACCAUUUCAGGUCUUGACACCGACCGGCCCGCUAAUCGUCCUCCCAGCCAAGCAUUUGGACGAGAUUAAAAGCCAUCGGGAUCUCUCAUUCCAUGAAACCAUUGCCAAGUCAUUCUUUAUCAGACUUCCUGGAAUAUCCAUAGCUGGUGGCAUGAUCGGCUUCAGGUUCAUCGUGGAGCACGACGACGUCUUUAAUGAGGUGGUCAGAGUGAAUUUGACAAGUAGGAUAGGCAAGCUCACAGCCGCUCUGGCGACCGAAGCAGCGCUGGCCAUCAAGCAGGGCUUUUCCCCAUCCAAAGACUGGACACCCAUCGUCUUGUACCCUGCAGCCGUGCACCUCGUCGCCCGGCUCUCCGCCCGUGUCUUCCUCGGCGAAAGCGCCGCCCGCGACGAAUCGUGGCUCCGCAUCUCCACCGAAUAUGCUCAUUACGUCAUCCCGUUCGUGCGCGCCCUGCGCAGCUGGCCCCCCGCAAUGCGGCCAUUUGUGCAGCACUUACUCCCGGAGCGUCGGCGGCUGAGAGCCUGCGAAGCCCAGGCGCGAAGAUUGAUUGCGGCGCUAGCCGAGAAGAGCGGGAACUCGGACGACGCGCUCCACUGGCAGGAGGAAGUGUCGAGAAAGCACGGGAAGGACACGGAUGUGGCGGCCGGUCAGCUCGCUCUCUCGCUGGUGGCCGUGCAUACGACGUCGAUGGCGCUGACGAGGGUGAUGUUUGAUCUCUGCGAGCACCCGGAGUGGAUCGAGCCGUUGCGCGACGAGGUGCGGCGCGCACUCGCCGAGGAAGGCGACGACGGCGUGUGGACCAAGUCGACGCUGAUGCGCAUGCGGCUGAUGGACAGCGUGCUGAAGGAGUCUCAGCGGUUGAAUCCCGUGCAUCUGACUCUCAUGACCCGCAUCGCCACCGCCGACGUCGUCCUCCCUUCCCUACCCGACCUGUCCAUCCCCGCGGGCUCCAUGCUCGCCGUCUCAACAUCAGAGGCCCUGCGUGACCCGACCACAUUCCCUGACCCCGACAGCUUCAUCGGCGACCGCUUCCUCCGCCUGCGUGAAGAGUCAUCGUCAGCAGCAGCCACUCCCGCUGGGACUGAAAGUAGAAGCGGCAACAAGUGGCAGUACGCCACUACCAGCACCCAGCAUAUCGGCUUCGGCCACGGGGCGCAUGCUUGCCCUGGCCGCUUUUUCGCCGCUGCCGAGCUCAAGGUGGCGCUUGCCCAUCUGCUGCUGGCAUACGACUGGCGGUUUGAGGAGGGGCACUCGGGAGGGAAUAUUGAGGUUGCCCAGGAUAUCGUGCCGAAUCCGGGAGCUGUGGUGUGCUUCAGGGAUAGGAGGGAGGGGAGGCCGUGA
Molecule: messenger RNA, 1644 nt
Organism: Diplodia corticola
Lineage: Eukaryota; Fungi; Ascomycota; Dothideomycetes; Botryosphaeriales; Botryosphaeriaceae
Product: cytochrome p450
Exons: 6
Coding region: 1-1644 (547 amino acids)
Molecular function (GO): oxidoreductase activity, acting on paired donors, with incorporation or reduction of molecular oxygen; iron ion binding; monooxygenase activity
Source: RefSeq, a predicted model, not a curated record